AUGGCCUUAUGCCAUGGCCUUCUGAAUAGCGUCCAGCACACGGGUCGCAGACUUGCCGCACACCUGUUGACAAGCCGAAUUGACUUUCUUGCUCACUUCAUUCCAAAUCUGCUCAUUUUCCAACGCCACAUCUAGUUUCAGAUAUUUUUGCAAUGUAGGCUUCAGUUCGUCUCCAACACUAGAAGCAGCAGAUAACAGGAGCUUCAAAACGCUGGCAAAAUAACGGGGUUUGAUCGUCUGUGGUUCAGUCAUUGAGGUCUGAAGAUACUCAGAAGAUGCCUUCGCAAGUCCUUUAACAACGGAUUUCUCCACUGGGGCUUUGAGAACUACUGCUUUGUUCAUCAUUCCAGCAAGACAAAGUACAGCUUCCGUCUGAAUAGGAACAAGGAAAUGAACAGAAGUAUCCCUUUAAGAGAGUUUGAACGACAGGUAACGAACCCUUCGAAAAACUCGGUACUCCUCAUUGAAUCCUGCUUUCAGAAACACUGAAGCCCUCGGAACAAAUGGCUCCGGAUGUUUUAUGACGGCAGCGAUGGCCAAUUCACACCCGAUCAUUCCAUCUUCUUGGGCCAUGAAUCGCUCAAAUAG
This is a messenger RNA of Haemonchus placei, 588 nucleotides long. The record is from the annotation of a GenBank genome assembly. Lineage: Eukaryota; Metazoa; Nematoda; Chromadorea; Rhabditida; Trichostrongylidae.